Molecule: messenger RNA, 2681 nt
Organism: Puccinia graminis f. sp. tritici CRL 75-36-700-3
Lineage: Eukaryota; Fungi; Basidiomycota; Pucciniomycetes; Pucciniales; Pucciniaceae
Exons: 1
Coding region: 21-2681 (886 amino acids)
Source: RefSeq, a predicted model, not a curated record
AUCACACCAACACAAAUCGCAUGGUAAUCAUUCUACUUACUUUUACUUGCAAUAUAGUGAUGCAAAGUAUAGCGAUGUACGACAUUCCGAAUCCCGGUAGUCUGUCAGAAGUCAAUGAACAAAUCCAUGGAUCAUACCUGAAGCACAACUCAACAAUCAGUGGUCCAUCCCAAGAAAAGUCAGACAAUCCAAGGAAUGUUACUGUUCCUACCAAUCAAGAUUACCAGUCCAUCCUCCAAGGGGGGUAUCAGCCCCAUCUUGGUGAAAAGCGGGUAUCAGAUUUAACCGACAAGCAAUUCAAUUCGGUCUUUUGUGGUGGUGAUUCCGGAGAGGCUCAGAGAAAAGAAUUGGAAAAGAUUACUGAUACAUUACAUCGCCUGAGGGAAGCGAGAGACAACCCACAGGUCCUCGAGGCCCACCAAGCACUCAAAUUAUACCUUUGGAAAGAAAUUCAGCAAGCCGAAAAUCUUCUGGAAAAUAUGAGGGCUUGGCUCAUUGGAAUUUUUGAUCAAAAAGACCUGGAACCUGAUCAGUUCAAAUUGGCUAAAGAGUUAAAGAAAGGACUCAGGAGAGAGGAAGAGCAGCUCUGGGAAAACAUUUGGAAAUCAGAAGAGGAAGAUUACAGAUUCAAGAGAGAAACUCAAGGUUUCUUCGGUUAUUUCUACUCCUUGUGGAAGUUCUUCUUUGCUAACCAGCAUUGGGAAAGCCAACAACUACGACAAUCACUGCGAAAGAUCCUGAGUCAGCUCCCACAUAGGGUGCUGAUGGAGGAGGAGAGGAUCAUAAUGCAACUGGAAAAAGUGCAAAAGGCGGGCUUUCAGAUAACCUGGCAGGAACAGCAAUUGGCAAGAAAGAUUUCUGAGAUGUCUCAGAAGCUGAGUCCUGCUAAUUCCGACAUCAACUAUUUCAUUCCACUUGACCUUGAUGAGGGAACAUUACUGGAAACAAUUGGCCAUCGUACCGUAGCAGUUAGAAGACAAGAGCAGGUACAUGGACUUGAAGAAAAAUUGAGAAAAACUCUCAAGACAGAUCAAUUGCAUGGAAUCAAUCCAGAUGAUCAAAAAUUCAUCCUGAAUGAACUACAAGAAUUGAUCAAGAAAGAGAAAGAUGGUUUGGGAUGGACAGACGAUGACGUGGAAUGGAUGAAAUCCUUGGAGAACGAAAGCAAACAAUUAGAAAAGAAGAAAAUUAGUAAACUUCACCAACUUGUGGCCGCUCUAAAAAUCCAAAAAUUGCACAACAAGAAAAGUCGACUGAGCCAACUCGCAACAGAUCUACAAAUACGGAAAGCUUUUAACGUCUUGGAAGCCAAUGCACAUCAUCCCAUGACGCCAGAAAAACUUGCGCUCCAUCUGAAACUUGGCCAGAAGAUUACCAACUUAUAUGUAAACUCCACCUCAGAAAGGUUACCUCAUCAGGAACUGACAGCAUCCGAAAUCAAAGAGAUCAAGCAAUUAGCAAGGCACUAUGACCGGAUGAAAGAGCAACUCAAGUUUCCCUUACACCCUGAUCUAAAGGAGGUCACAAGAAAACAACUUGAAAAUGAGCUGCUUUCACCUGAAAAAGCUGCAAUGCAUCGACUGAACCAAAUGAAAUACACCGAGGGAAUAGAUUCCAAUCAGCAUCAACUAUUAGACAAGCUAGAGCAUGGAAUCAAACACUUGGAAAUCGGCCCAGAGGAGCUUCGAUGGGCUGAAAAUCAUAGGAAGAGACGCUUAGCAAUCUCUCAAUCUGAUAAAGCUAAAGAAGUCGAGCAAAUACUGAAAGGUACACCAGAGUACCACUACAUCUCAGGGCCCCAUGGUCGAGAUAUAAAAGUUGAGCUCUACAACAAGGCAAUCUAUUUCACUCCCCUGUGGGAGUUCCGGGUCCAUCACAAACCGACGGAUCUGAUCAAGGGGAUGUUAAUUCCUCCGGAGUCCAAGCUACCUGCCUUUCAGCAUUUGCAAGCAAGAUUCCUUACAUUUGCUGAGCGGUGUAAGGUCUUGAUACAUUCCCACGAAUUCCAAGCUGCUUUGAAAACUCCCGCUGAGAGCUUGGAGGGACUGGCACUUGAAAGACUACACCACUUGAUUCAUGAGACCCAUGCCGGGCUCAAUCCAUUUGAAGCAAAGAUCCAUCACAGUCUGUCUUCAAAUAAGUAUGAAGAUAUCUCGACUACUGAAGCAAAGGAUACCAUUAAGAAACUAGCAGUUGAACAGAAAUUGAUCAAAACUUUUAGACCAUCAAAAGAAGACAAAGAAUUAGCAAAUAAAUUGGCCAAAAACAUCAAACUAGCUGAGCUGAAUCAAGCUGAUCUGGAGAAACUAAAGCACCUUCUUCCAGAUGAACUCAAUCAAUUAGGAGGCUUAAUUUCAACCAAUCAAUUUGGCCAUUUAAGUUAUGAAAAAUUCAAGAAAUCGAGCCAGUUUUUCAAGAUUGUGCAAUUGCUUCAAAACUCAUCUGAUAGAAUCAAGUUUAAACAAAACAUCUCAAUCAAUAAUGACAGUCCAAUGAAUCUCUUCUCGAGGGAGGCAAAGCUUCAAGACCUUCACAACUCAAAAUUCUUGUCCCAAAUUUCCAAAAUCAAGAAUGUUUAUCAUACCCAUUUCCAGGAUAAGAAAUUCAACUUAAUCUUGAAACCUAAUCUGAAUGAUAAACCCAUCUUGUCUCUUAACAAAUCCCAGAAAUUACCAACUUAA